AUGGUGUCAGAACUCAAGGACGUAGCUUCAGCGCAUCCAAGAUACUUUGAGAAAUUUGACCCAGAUCAUGCACAGAAAUUUUUCUGCUCUGAAAAUGUGGCAGACUCCAUAGGAGCCUAUUUUCAGCGGGCGCAUAUACCAAUUCGCAUCAUCCACAGAAGCUGCUUCUAUCUUGAAACAGUCUCUACAUCAUUACUUCUUUCGGUAUUCUUGAUUGGUACCAUAUGCCAACCAGUGGAGAACCUUUCUCCGCUUACUAUACAAUACGCGGAUAUAAUUGAGUGGUCGGUAUUUGAAGACCCUCAGUUCCUUCGUCUCAUGUAUAUGAAGCAAGAGGAAAAUCCUAGCCAGAUUGCAGGCGACAAACUAGAGUUUGUUCAAGCUGCGCUUCUUGUGAUCAUCGUGCAAUCAGCAAGUCCUAGUACCGAAGUCCGGCGUCGUAUUCGCGUUGUGAGGGUACCUGCCUUACUAGCAGUUGCUCGCGCUUUGUCCCUGACGAAGGUUCAGAGCAGAUGGAAUGAUAAUUAUGCCCUUUUGGAUCAUCGCAUCUUCAUCGAGGAUGAAACGCGCAUCAGGACAAUGUGCUUGGUUUUCGUCAUGGAUUGUCGGUUCGUCAUGUUCUACAAUAACCCGCCUUACCUCAACCCACUAGAACUACAGUUCGACUUGCCAGCGGGAGACGAGGGAAUAGACAUAGCGGACGAUAAAUCAUGGGAGCCUUGGGCGUUAGACCAAAGGUCGCAUGGGCGACCCCCUUCGAUGAAUGAAUUAAUGCAGGCCUUGAUGUGCAACCAAUGGACCGGCCCUGGUGAUCCGCAAUUUGGCAAUUUGAGCAUCUUCAACAUGCUUCUACUUAUGCUCGGAUUUCAUUCUAUAAUAUUCGGAAUACGCAAUAGCUUCUGUGACAUGUCGAAUGCUCGAAUACAAGUUGACCGCAGCCUCACUCGAUGGAAGGAUCUAUGGAACAGAUGCCUGGAAAGGUCGAGUGCUGACCAGAUCCGCCGAGCCGGGUUUAUGGUCCAGGCAGCUCAGGACUUAUGGCAUUACGCGGGGCUCUUACUUCGAACACCGGCAUCCAAGACUGGCCCCAUUGCAAAUGAUACGAUCACAAAUGUUCAUCGCGUGCUGAAAGAACCUUGA
Paecilomyces variotii is the source of this 1140-nucleotide messenger RNA. RefSeq lists its product as hypothetical. The record is from RefSeq and is a predicted model, not a curated record. The coding region runs from base 1 to 1140 and encodes 379 amino acids. Gene Ontology annotation, biological process: regulation of transcription by RNA polymerase II; DNA-templated transcription. Gene Ontology annotation, molecular function: RNA polymerase II cis-regulatory region sequence-specific DNA binding; DNA-binding transcription factor activity, RNA polymerase II-specific; zinc ion binding. Lineage: Eukaryota; Fungi; Ascomycota; Eurotiomycetes; Eurotiales; Thermoascaceae. Gene Ontology annotation, cellular component: chromatin. The transcript has 3 exons.